AUGGCUGCCCCCCAGCAUUCACAGCCACGGUCUCUCUCCCCUGACUUGGAGGUCUUGAGCUACGUCAACAGCUUGAUGGAGGUCUUCAAGGCCUUCGAUUCCAACAGCGAUGGACUGAUAACUUGCGAUGAGCUCGGAGGAAUUAUGGGUUCCCUCGGAUAUAACAUGAGCGAGCGAGAGGUGAACGAUAUGAUGAGGCGAGGCGACACGGACCGCGAUGGACUGUUGAGCAUGCAAGAGUUCCUAGAGAUGAAUACAAGGGAGCUUGAUCUUGGGGACCUUGUCGAUCUCCUCCAGGCUGCGGUCCGGGCGCUCGGCUUGGAGAUGGGGAAUGACGAAGUGGUGACUGGGGCAGAGCUGUACAACGUGCUGUGCUCCAUGGGAGGUGCGAGCAUGGAGGACUGCAUGGAUAUCAUUGCUUGUUUGGAUGGAGAUGGAGAUGGUGCCGUCAGCCUUCAGGACCUCCAAUGCAUAGUCCAAGCCCUUCUCUAG
Molecule: messenger RNA, 492 nt
Organism: Elaeis guineensis (African oil palm)
Lineage: Eukaryota; Viridiplantae; Streptophyta; Magnoliopsida; Arecales; Arecaceae
Source: RefSeq, a predicted model, not a curated record